Desarmillaria tabescens is the source of this 855-nucleotide messenger RNA. RefSeq lists its product as uncharacterized. Lineage: Eukaryota; Fungi; Basidiomycota; Agaricomycetes; Agaricales; Physalacriaceae. The record is from RefSeq and is a predicted model, not a curated record. Bases 1 to 855 code for a protein of 284 amino acids. The transcript is spliced from 6 exons.
AUGGCAGAUCUCAAGAUGGCUACGGUGAUGUCGCUUUCUGGACGAAUAGGUCUCAUUACGGGUGGAGGGACUGGCAUAGGAUUCAGCAUUGCCAAAGCCUUCGCUGCGAACGGAGCCAAGGUAUAUAUUACCGGCCGAAGGUUGGACGUACUGGAGAAAGCCGCCGCGUCUGUCACUGGCGUCUCAGGAUCUGUUGUCCCACUCCAGAUGGACGUGACAAGUGAAAACAGCGUCAAAGCCGGCGCACAGUACAUCGAAGGAAUCGAUGGCAAGCUCGAUAUCCUCGUCAACAAUGCCGGAUUUGCUGCGUCUCUCCGCGAUCCAGACUUCAUCGCGAAGCAACAAGCCACAGAGGAUCCUUUUGAACCCGAAACCGUACAGAACUGGGCUGACAUUUUUGCACUAAACACGAUCGCCCCAUUCUUUGUCGUACGUGCUUUCCAAUCCCUUCUCAUCAAAGGAGCGCAUUCCCGCCCUCAAGGCACCUCAAGCGUCAUCAACAUCAGCAGUGUAGCAGCAAAGUUGAACACUCCGGGAUCAUUUCUUGCAUAUGGUCCAACGAAAGCUGCUUUGAGCAAGCUCACCCUCGUUCUGGGAACAAAUUUUGCUCAGAGGGAUAUCCCGAUUCGUGUGAACGCGCUGGCUCCUGGCGUGUUUGCGUCACAACUGGUUGGCCCCGAUCUUUUAGAGGCGAUCAGGACCCAGCCUCUGCCUGGAUUGGUCACGCCGAUUCCUGCGAAGAGGCAGGGAACAGAAGCUGAAAUGGGGACGUCGGCGGUCUAUUUGGCUGUGUCCGACUAUACGAACGGAGCGAUUUUGACCGUUGAUGGCGGAAUAUCGCUGGUCAAUCCCUAA